AUGGCUCAUGAUCUUCUUGUUGGGUUGUUAUUGGUCAGCCAGGACAUUACAGAAAAAGUGAUGGUAGAUUUUGUUGGUGGAUCAUUUCUUUGCAAAUUUUUACAAUACAUAAAGGGAGUGGUGCUGUAUGGCUCUACCUAUAUCUUGGUGUCCCUGAGUAUCGACAGACUAGACGCGGUGGCGAGACCCAUGAGGUUCUCCAGAAGAGAAUUUAGAGCCAAAGUCCUGAUAUCUGCGGCUUGGAUUCUGUCCGUGUUGUUUUCAGUACCGACAUUGGCAUUGUUUGACGUCACUAGUGUCACUUAUAAUGGGAAAAACAUCACCUUGUGUGAACCUAUUUUCCAUCAUGAAAAUGAACCAAGGAUUUACCUGACUCUCAUUGCCAUUGCUGCAUUUAUAUUUCCCGCCAUAAUUAUUGCCGUCUGCUAUUGUGUCAUCAUUAUCGUCAUCUGUCGGAGUAGCAAAGAAGUUCAAAGGGGAUCCUGUAACUGGACAUUUCAAAGACAAGAAAGUAUACUUAGCAACGGUAAUGUGGAAUCCUGUCGUAGUAAUCCUUGUUUAGCAGCACGUGGAAGCCAUAUUAUAGAGCGAGCCAAAAUUAGGACCGUCAAGAUGACAUUCUUUAUUGUCUUGGCUUUUAUAUUAUGCUGGUGUCCAUAUUUUGGAUUUAUGCUUCAUCACGUGUAUGAAAUGGGAAACCCGAAUACAAGCACAUUAAAGGCGGUAACGGCGAUUAUUCAAAGUCUCGCACCUCUGAAUUCUGCUGUAAACCCAAUAAUAUACGGAGUUUUCAGCACUAGAAUUUGUCGAAAUUUAAGACGUGUGCCAUUCUUAAGACACUUUGUGUGUUGUGGUUACGGUGCUCGGCGGUUUGGAAGCAGAACAUCACAUACCUCUAUUGUGGAAGGCUUUUAUCUCAACGACAUCUCUUCGCUGAGACGUCGGCAGUGGUCAGGAUCAAAAUGGAAUCCUGACACCGAUUAUCGAACUUCCUAUAAAAGAACCAGCAGACCCCUGCUACACAGGGACUCGUCAUCUCUUAUGCUUGGACAACGGAAACCAGAACGUCCAAUUUCCCACAAUCCAGGGAGUUCAUCGUCCAGUAGACAGAAAAUAGAUAAUGAAGUAGAUUUAAUUCUAUCUAGAAGACCAGGAAGGGGAGUUCCUCUACUCAGCAGGGAACUUUCUGACGAAGACAGUGAGCUACUGAGGUCUUUCACUUUGCCGAAAAAGUAGAAAUCAUGUAAAGAUGAAAAAUGAUAAUUGUGACCUGACAACGUAGUAUCGCAGCAAUAUGUUUGCCCGUCAACUUUAGCAUAGUGAUACUAAACAUGACAAUUCACUCAGAGGGGACGUAUUGCAGAGAGACCUAACACCCAUUAGUGUUUAUGGAAUGAUCCAAUACAAAGACUCGUGGUAAUUGUGCAGAAAUGAAUUAACCAUCGUCAAAUGGUAUAAUAAGAGCAUAACAAUGUGUCUCAUAUGACAGUACUGCAGUCAUAGGUACAUGUAUAUACACAAGGAUCUCUGAAUGCUAACCAUUUUGAAAAUAUUUCUGUCUGCUUGGUUCAAUCAUUUCAUUAGUUAUGCAUACGUAUUUACAUGUAGUACAUUGUCGGUUGUCGUUGAUAAGUACUUAGGUUAAAGCUGUAUGUGCCAUGCUGAUACUUUGGUGGUUUUGUACAUUAUAAAGUACCGAUAGCGUAUUGUUGAAUAAAUGAAAACAUUAGUUAAGAUUUCCAUGAGAAACGAUCCAGUGUUUAGUUUCUGCAUUGAUGGAGGAUGGGGGUAAAGAUAAAAGUUGUUAAAAAGAGGGGUAAGUUAGCACUUAGAAAACAUGGAUAUGGUACAUGUAUAGUUAAAAAAGAUAAGUAAGAAAGCUAUUGGGAAACAGGAGUACGAAUACGAAUGAUUGAGUUUAUUGUGUUGUAUAUGUGGACACGCCGAGAUUAUCACGAUAUGGUUUAAUAGUUAAUGGAUGCGGAUUUUGUUUUCUAUAACUACAUGUAUAUACUGGCACACUUUACAGUCAAUUGGUGGAUAGACUACAUAGAUUCGACAACUUUUAAUAGUUUUAAAUUAAGCUUCACAUAACACAUAUCUUGAUGUGUACGUAUCAGAAUGGUGCUAUACCCUGUGUCCUACAAGAGUGAUUUAUGUUUAUAUAGGAUAUCAGAUCGUACAACUACAUGUAAUAAGAUUGUCUUGGGGAAUAUAACUAUUUAAUGUACGUUAUCCAACGUUUUUUGAA
Molecule: messenger RNA, 2251 nt
Organism: Ostrea edulis (European flat oyster)
Lineage: Eukaryota; Metazoa; Mollusca; Bivalvia; Ostreida; Ostreidae
Product: cardioacceleratory peptide receptor-like
Exons: 8
Coding region: 1-1236 (411 amino acids)
Biological process (GO): G protein-coupled receptor signaling pathway
Cellular component (GO): membrane
Molecular function (GO): neuropeptide receptor activity
Source: RefSeq, a predicted model, not a curated record